UAUUUAUUUGCCCAGAAAAGAGCACAUUUGUGUGCAUUUGCCACCACAAAAAUCACUGCAGGGGAAGAAAUUAUGUUCGACUGCAGAGAUCCUGACUUCCCAUGGAGACAGAAAACCAGUACUUCCCUGUGCAGAGAGAUCAAGGAAUCCCGAUGGAAGGAUUCAUUUGAAAACCUUGACCUAAAGCCUGGCAUGAUGAAAAAUGAUGAAAUUGUUAUUAACACAGAAACAAAGAUUGCUGAUGGAUGCAAUGCUGCUGAGAUUUUCCCAGGAUUCUUUCACAACUGCAAAGUUGCAGUGAAACGAGUUGCCAAACAUAUUUACAAAAAUGAAAUGGAAAUGGCUAAUUUCCUGUGUUCAGAAAAUUUUAAAGCAGAACAUCUUUUGAAACCCGUUGCGGUGUUGGAAGACACGUACUUUGCCUAUUUCAUCUCUCCUCUUUGUGAAUACAAUCUAAUGGAGCUGAUUGAAAACAAGGAUUUUCCUGAAAGAGAAGGGCUAACAGAGCUUCGAAGACUGGAGAUCUGUCAGGAGUUAUUGCAAGGACUUCAGGAACUGCAUUCUUGUGGAAUUUUGCACAGAGGCCUGAAGCCUGAAAACAUUUUGUUUGAUAUCAACAAUAAAAUGUACAUAGCAGACUUUGGAGCGAGCAGAAAACUGCAUCUGACACAAACAACACUUUCUUGGUUAAGUUAUGAAGAUGUUGGGGGCGUGCAGUACAAAUACAAGAGAGAAUCAGAUAUCCAGGUAGCAGGAUGCUUGGUCCAUUACAUCCUGACGGAUGGGCAACACCCUUAUCAGACAACUACACCCUACGCCAACGAUCCACUUGGUGUAUCUCUAAAUGUCAGAAUGGGUAACUUUAGUCUUCAAUGUGAUGAAAGACAAAACAAUAUCUUAAGCAGAAUGCUGAGCAAAUCAAUGGAAGAGCGUCCUACUAUUGAGGAAUGCCUCCAGGAAGUCAAAAGUUUCGAUCGCCAGUCUGAUCAAAUUGGAAGCACAAACAGCUACAGCAACAAGAAUGGAAAUAAAGACAGAGCCCAUACAGAGAAUUGCUUUCCUCAAGCACAAGAUGAGAUGGACAUCCCAGAGAAUCUGUGCAGUGAUGUGACAGAUUCAUAUUCCCACACUAAAGAGGAAUUGUCUGCAUGUGAAAUGAGCAACACAGAACAACUGGUAUACCCUUUCCUGGAAAUGUCAGAGGAAGCAGGAGACAAAGAAGAAGAAGAAAUCAAAACAAAACAGGCACAAGGGAAAGUAGCAGAAGAAAUAGCCAUCCAAGGAAAACCGCUUACAAAGGCUUGGAUGGAAAUGCAAGGCUGUGCAUCUCAACAACUAAAUAUGAUGAAAGUCUCCUCAAACACACCAUAUCAACGCAUCUAUAAUUUCUGUCUUUACUGUGAGAAGCCUAAUACAAAAAUCAAAAGACAUCUGAUACAGAAACAUUCUAGAGAGGUUGAAGUUGCAAAGGCACUGUUAUUUAAGCCAGGCUCAGCCAAGCGUAAUCAUUUUUUAUUAAAAGUAAGGAACAUGGGAAACUACCAGCAUAAUAAUUCAGUCCUAUCCUCAGGAAAAGGGGAGAUCAUUCAAGAAAAAGCAUCACUGUAAGAUGUAACACAAUUUCAUUUAAAGACAGUAAAUAAAUAAUACAUGCUGCAAUGAGAUGCGUAUUUAUUUGAAAUAAUAUUUGCUUAAGAAUAUUGUCAAACAAAUAACAUUAUUACUAAAUAAAGUAAAAAAUGACUAAAUAGAAUUAAACUUAGUAAGCUUCUGAUGGCAAAAUCAGCCAAACAGCCACUUAUAUCUGAUGAUGUUAUGAGUUACACACUUUAUCUGUCUUUAUACACAAUUUUGACUAAUAUGUAAUUAGUAUACUACUUUACCUAAAAA
Messenger RNA from Carassius gibelio (silver crucian carp), 1890 nucleotides. RefSeq lists its product as uncharacterized. Gene Ontology annotation, molecular function: ATP binding; RNA endonuclease activity; protein serine/threonine kinase activity. NCBI's taxonomy places the organism in Eukaryota, Metazoa, Chordata, Actinopteri, Cypriniformes, Cyprinidae. The record is from RefSeq and is a predicted model, not a curated record. Bases 73 to 1608 code for a protein of 511 amino acids. The transcript is spliced from 8 exons. Gene Ontology annotation, biological process: protein phosphorylation; IRE1-mediated unfolded protein response; intrinsic apoptotic signaling pathway in response to endoplasmic reticulum stress. Gene Ontology annotation, cellular component: IRE1-TRAF2-ASK1 complex.